Molecule: messenger RNA, 1992 nt
Organism: Sordaria macrospora k-hell
Lineage: Eukaryota; Fungi; Ascomycota; Sordariomycetes; Sordariales; Sordariaceae
Source: RefSeq, a predicted model, not a curated record
AUGUCCGACCAUAGGAUUCAUAUGCGCCAUGCGCAUCACCAUCUGGAGCGUAGGGGCUGGGACGACGUCAAGUCAUUUUGGAACAAUGUGUUUUCACCCGAUGAAGAAACGACAAAUGCUGUUACUACCAGAGUCGCCCAAACAGUGACCGACGCGGACUUCUGGGCGACAGCUACUGCUCAGGAAACCAUUGCGACCAAGGGGUUUCCUCUUACUGCCAGUGCUGCCCAUGCCACAUCUACACACCACAGCACCGCCCCGGCAACCACUACGUUAAGAGCUCUCACCACCAAGGCGUCAUCAGCAGCAGUCUCAUCAUCGCCUGCGGAACUACUUCCAUCAGAUGUCAUGACGGAUGAAAUCAGUGCAACCGGAACCCUCAAGCUUGAGUCUACCUUGGCGCUUGCGUCGCCGACAUCCAAGACCCUCGAAGCGGCCACAUCAGCAACUGCUGCUCCAACUGCCACGGCGGCAAGCAGCACGCAAGAAGGGACCAGCGGCGCUGCCAAGGCCGGUAUUGCUAUCGGUGUGUUGGCUGGUUUGCUGGCUGUCUUCCUGUUGGUAUGGUUCCUCUUCAACAAGCGGAAGCGCCAGAUGGAAGCAGAGAAGCAACGCCUGGCCGAUGACGAGAAAAUCAACGGUCCCUUUUCCGACAAGAAUGAAGUCAAGACUCCCACCGCCGCUCCGCGCUUGAGCUUGCGACCCGCCAGUCAGUUCAUGCCCAACGGCGUUCCAGAAAGGAGAGCGAGCCGCGCCAACAUGUUGAGCACCACCUCGAACGCACCUGUGUCACCCCUCAACCGCCCCACAGGAGCUAGCGCUUGGGAACGUCCGACUCUCAGCUCGACCCAAGAAGUUGGCGAACGCCCCGGUACCAGCGCAAGCUCCAACCCAUUCGGUGAUAACCAGCGAAUUCCGGAAGAGUCUUCACCAGUCAGCCCGGCUGGUGACUCGCCUGUCUCCCCUAAUUCCGCUGCGGCUGGAGCUCUCGCUGGUGCUGGUGCUGGUGCUGGUGCUGCUGUUGGUGCUGGUGCUGGUGUUGCUGUUGCCGCCAUCUCUGCCGUUGAACGCCCACCGCCCAGCCCUGCUGGAACUGACUAUAGCAUGAACACUGUUGCUCCUGGCCAGUCACCUGGUCCCUCGGCUAGCUCUGCCGCCAUUGCUGCUGCUGGAGGACCAGCGCAGUCAACCGUCCAUCGUGUGCAGCUCGACUUCAAGCCAACGUUGGAGGAUGAGUUGGGUCUUCAAGCUGGCCAACUGGUCCGUCUUCUCCACGAGUACGACGAUGGCUGGGCACUUUGCAUUCGUCUCGAUCGGUCUCAGCAGGGUGUUGUUCCUAGAACUUGCCUGUCCGCACGUCCAGUGAAGCCACGGCCUCCUCAAGGUGGUCCUGGUCCCCGCGGGCCACCAGUUAGACCUAACUAUGGUCCUGGAGGACCUGGAGGACCUGGUUAUGGACCUAUGAGCCCCAAUCAUGGGCCGAAUGGGGGCCCGGGCUAUGGGCCUGGACCUAACUAUGGUCCUAACGGAGGACCUCGUGGCCCCGGUGGACCUCCCCGCGGUCCUCCCCGCGGCCCUCCCCGCGGUCCUCCUUAUGGUGGCCCAGGCCCGCAUGGCGGACGUCCCGGGCCCGGACCCAUCAACACCAAGUUCAUGGAUCCUCGCGGCGCACCACCUCCCGGCUCGUACUCCAGACCUCAGUCCCCCGCUGGGCCAAUGAUGCCUCGUAAUGGACCCAUGAGCCCUAAUGGUGGACAUCCUAUGUCGCCGAUUGGCAAUAACCCCAUGAGCCCGGUGCAAGGUCCCGGCUCGCCCGUCGACCGACAACUAACCCAAGGCUCCCAAAGCCCGGUCACCGCGAGCCGAAGAAUGACGCCUCCCGGACCCAGCCCGAUUGCUCAGGAGUACCGCCCAGAGUCGCGAACCGCACCUCCUGCUCCUGCUCCUCCGCCACCAGUGAGCAACGAGACAGCACCAGGGCAGGCAUAUUAA